Messenger RNA from Colletotrichum spaethianum, 1452 nucleotides. Its product is annotated as beta-glucosidase 1B. The record is from RefSeq and is a predicted model, not a curated record. Gene Ontology annotation, molecular function: beta-glucosidase activity. Gene Ontology annotation, biological process: carbohydrate metabolic process. The coding region runs from base 1 to 1452 and encodes 483 amino acids. The transcript has 4 exons. Lineage: Eukaryota; Fungi; Ascomycota; Sordariomycetes; Glomerellales; Glomerellaceae.
AUGGCUUCUCGAGUAGUAAGAACACCCAAAGGGCUGCAAUCCGAUUUCGAGUGGGAAUUUGCCACGGCUGCAUAUCAGAUCGAAGGCGGCGUCCACGAAGACGGACGGGGCCCUACCAUCUGGGACAUCGUCACCCACCUGGAACCCUCUCGUACGAACGGAGCCAACGGUGAUGUAGCCUUUGAUCACUACCACCGAUAUGAGGAAGAUCUCGAUUUGCUCGUUAAGCACGGCGCGAAAGCCUACCGAUUUUUGCUUGCGUGGUCGCGCAUCAUCCCUGUCGGCGGACGAGAUGACCCGGUGAACGAGGCCGGCAUCGACUUUUACAAUAAGCUCAUCGAUGGGCUGCUUGAGAGAGGCAUCGUGCCAUGGGUUACUCUGUAUCAUUGGGACCUGCCGCAGGGGCUUCAAGAUCGGUACGGCGGAUGGCUGAAUGUUGAAGAGUCGCAGAAGGAUUUUGAACGCUAUGCGAGGGUGUGCUAUCAGCGGUUCGGCGACCGUGUCAAGAAGUGGAUCACACUGAAUGAGCCUUGGGUCGUUAGCAUUCGUGGGUUUUCAAAGGGCCUCGACGCUCCCGGACGGAGUAGUACUAACAGAGACUGUGCGGAGGGCGACUCGACAACAGAGCCUUGGAUCGUUGGUUAUUCCCUCAUUUUAUCGCAUGCGAGAGCGGCAAGACUGUACAACAUGGAGUUCAAACCGAGCCAAUGUGGCUGCAUUGGCGUCUCCAUCAGUGGCGAUUAUUUUAUGCCAUGGGAUCCUGAAAACCCCAAAGACCACGAAGCGGCUGAGAGACGGAUGGAUUUCUGGCAAGGCUGGUUUGCCCACCCCAUGUUUCUUGCACAGGAUUAUCCCGACGUCAUGCGUCAACAGCUCGGAGAUCGCUUGUCAAGUUUCACAGAUGACGAGUUCGAGCUGUUGCGCGAGGCUGAGCUUGACUUCUACGGGAUGAACUACUACACCUCUCAAUUCGCGCGGCAUCGCACGAGCACUGCGUUGGAUACCGACUACUCGGGCAACGUGGAUAACUUACCCGAGAACAAGGCCGGCGAGUCGAUCGGCGAGCUUAGCGGGAUGUACUGGCUGCGCUCUGUGCCCCAAGGGUUCCGAAAGCACCUUAUGAGAAUUUGCAAGAAGUAUGGCAAGCCUAUUUACGUCACCGAAAACGGGUGUCCUUGCCCGGGCGAGGAAAAAAUGACCAAAGAGGAGUGUGUCAAGGAUGCGUUCCGACAGAAAUAUUUUAAGGACCACCUGGGUGCUAUUGUUGAAGCAAGACAAGACGGGGCAAAGGUUUCUGGGUACUUUGCCUGGUCUUUGAUGGAUAACUUGGAAUGGACCGAAGGUUAUGGUCCUAGGUUUGGCGUGACCUUUACUGACUACGACACACUAGAGAGGACGCCUAAGGAGUCAGCAUUGAAGCUUCGAGAUCUGAUUGAGGAGAGGAUCAAGUAA